Molecule: messenger RNA, 5163 nt
Organism: Kogia breviceps (pygmy sperm whale)
Lineage: Eukaryota; Metazoa; Chordata; Mammalia; Artiodactyla; Physeteridae
Gene: CAND2
Product: cullin associated and neddylation dissociated 2 (putative)
Biological process (GO): SCF complex assembly; protein ubiquitination
Cellular component (GO): nucleus
Source: RefSeq, a predicted model, not a curated record
GUGCGGCGGGGGAGGGGGCCGCGCCGCCAUAUUCCCUCCCGUCGGCGGCCCUGCGGCGCAGCCACCAUGAGCACCGCCGCCUUCCACAUCUCCAGCCUCCUGGAGAAGAUGACGUCCAGCGACAAGGACUUCAGGUUCAUGGCCACCAGUGACCUGAUGUCGGAGCUGCAGAAGGACUCCAUCCAGCUGGAUGAGGACAGCGAGCGCAAGGUGGUGAAGAUGCUUCUCCGGCUUCUGGAGGACAAGAACGGGGAGGUGCAGAACCUGGCGGUCAAGUGCCUGGGUCCUCUGGUGGGCAAAGUGAAGGAGUACCAGGUGGAGACCAUCGUCGAUGCCCUCUGUGCCAACAUGCGGUCAGACAAGGAGCAGCUCCGAGACAUCGCUGGCAUUGGCCUCAAGACCGUCCUGUCGGAGCUCCCCCCUGCAGCCACAGGCUCCGGCCUGGCCACCAGUGUGUGCCGGAAGAUCACAGGCCAGCUCACCAGUGCCAUCGCCCAGCAAGAGGACGUGGCUGUGCAGCUGGAAGCCCUGGACAUCCUCUCUGACAUGCUGAGCAGGCUGGGCGCCCCGCUGGGCGCCUUCCACGCCAGCCUCCUGCACUGUCUGCUGCCGCAGCUGAGCAGUCCGCGCCUGGCCGUGCGCAAGAGGGCCGUUGGGGCUCUCGGCCACCUGGCGGCCGCCUGCAGCACCGACCUCUUCGUCGAGCUUGCGGACCACCUGCUGGACCGGCUGCCCGGCCCACGCGCGCCCGCCAGCCCGGCUGCGAUCCGCACCCUGAUCCAGUGCCUGGGCAGCGUUGGCCGCCAGGCAGGCCACCGCCUCGGGACCCAUCUGGACCGACUGGUGCCCCUGGUGGAGGAGUUCUGCAACCUGGACGAUGAUGAGCUUCGAGAGUCCUGCCUCCAGGCCUUUGAGGCCUUCCUGAGGAAGUGCCCCAAGGAGAUGGGCCCCCACGUGCCCAGCGUGACCAGCCUCUGCCUCCAGUACAUAAAGCACGACCCCAACUAUAACUACGACAGUGACGGGGAAGAGGAAGAGAUGGAGACGGAGGAUAGUGAGUUCAGUGAGCAAGAGAGCGAGGACGAGUACAGCGACGACGAUGACAUGAGCUGGAAGGUGCGCCGGGCGGCGGCCAAGUGCCUGGCGGCCCUGAUCAGCUCUCGGCCCGACCUGCUGCCCAGCUUCCACUGCACCCUGGCGCCCGUGCUCAUCCGCCGCUUCAGGGAACGCGAGGAGAACGUCAAGGCCGACGUGUUCGGGGCUUACAUCGUGCUGCUGCGGCAGACGCGGCCCCCAAAGGGAUGGCUGGAGGCCGUGGAGGAGCCCACCCAGCCGGGCAGCAACCUCCAGAUGCUGCGAGGACAGGUGCCUCUUGUGAUUCAGGCCCUGCAGAGGCAGCUUAAAGAGCGGAGUGUCCGGGCCCGCCAGGGUUGCUUCAGCCUCCUCGCCGAGCUGGCGGGCGUCCUCCCGGGCAGCCUGGCAGAGCACAUGCCCGUGCUGGUAGCAGGCAUCGUCUUCUCGCUGGCGGACCGCUCCAGCUCCUCCACCAUCCGGAUGGAUGCCCUGGCUUUCCUGCAGGGGCUGCUGGGCACAGAGCCGGCUGAGGCCUUCCACCCCCACCUGCCCGCUCUCCUGCCGCCUGUGAUGGCCUGCGUGGCCGACCCUUUCUACAAGAUCGCAGCCGAGGCCCUGCUGGUGCUCCAGGAGCUGGUGAGGGCCCUGUGGCCGCUGGAUGGGCCUCGGAUGCUGGACCCGGCACCCUACAUUGGAGAGAUGUCCGCGGCCACCCUGGCACGGCUUCGUGCCACCGACCUGGACCAGGAGGUGAAGGAGCGGGCCAUCUCCUGCAUGGGCCACCUCGUGGGCCACCUGGGUGACCAGCUCGGGGAUAACCUGGAGCCGUCACUCUUGCUCCUCCUGGACCGCCUGCGGAAUGAGAUCACCCGGCUUUCUGCCGUCAAGGCGCUGACACUGGUGGCCGUGUCCCCGCUGCGGAUCGACCUGCAGCCCAUCCUAGCCGAGGCGCUGCCCAUUCUGGCCUCGUUCCUGCGGAAGAACCAGCGGGCCCUGCGGCUGGCUACACUGGCCGCCCUGGCCGCCCUGGCCCAGAGUCAGGGCCUCGGCCUCCCGCCGUCUGCCGUGCAGGCCGUGCUGGCCGAGCUGCCCUCCCUUGUCAGUGAGAACGACAUGCACGUAGCCCAGCUGGCUGUGGACUUCCUCGCCACUGUGACCCGCUCCCAGCCAGCCUUGUUGGCCGAGGUCAGUGGCCCUGUGCUGGCAGAGCUGCUGCGUUUGCUGCGCUCGCCCCUCCUGCCGGCCGGUGUGCUCGCGGCCGCCGAAGGCUUCCUACAGGCCCUGGUGGGGACCCGGCCGCCGUGCGUGGACUACGCCGAGCUCGUCGGCCUGCUCACGGCGCCCGUUUACGAGCAGGUGGCGGACGGUGGGCCCGGCCUGCACAAGCAGGUGUUCCACUCGCUGGCUCGGUGUGUGGCGGCCCUCGCGGUGGCCUGUCCCCAGGAGGUGGUGGGCACGGCCAACCGCCUGGUCUGUGAUGCCAGGUCGCCCAGCUCGAGCCCAGGGGUCAAGGUCCUGGCGAUCCUGUCGCUGGCCGAGGUGGGCCAGGUGGCUGGACCGGGCCCCCAGCAGGAGCUGAAGGCGGUGCUCCUGGAAGCCUUGGGCUCACCCAGCGAGGACGUGAGGGCGGCUGCCUCCUACGCGCUGGGCCGCGUGGGCGCGGGGAACCUGCCUGACUUCCUGCCCUUCCUGCUGGGGCAGAUGGAGGCCGAGCCCCGGCGGCGGUACCUGCUGCUACACUCGCUCCGGGAGGCCCUGGGGGCCGCCCAGCCCGACAGCCUGAAGCCCUACGCCGAGGACAUCUGGGCCCUGCUGUUCCAGCGCUGCGAGGGCGCCGAGGAGGGCACCCGGGGGGUGGUGGCCGAGUGCCUCGGGAAGCUGGUCCUCGCGAACCCUCCAUUCCUCCUGCCCCGGUUCCGGAAGCAACUUGCUGCAGGUCAGCCACACACCCGCUGUACUGUCAUCACGGCCGUCAAGUUCCUCAUCUCGGACCAGCCCCACCCCGUCGACCCCAUCCUGAAGACCUUCGUUGGAGAUUUCAUGGAGAGCCUGCAGGACCCAGACCUGAAUGUGCGCCGGGCCACCCUGGCUUUCUUCAACUCCGCCGUGCACAACAAGCCCUCACUGGUCCGCGACCUGCUGGACGACAUCCUGCCCCUCCUCUACCAGGAGACGAAGAUCCGCCGGGACCUCAUCCGAGAGGUGGAGAUGGGGCCCUUUAAGCACACGGUGGACGAUGGGCUGGAUGUGCGGAAGGCGGCCUUCGAGUGCAUGUACUCGCUGCUCGAGAGCUGCCUGGGGCAGCUGGACAUCUGCGAGUUCCUGAACCACGUGGAGGACGGCCUGAAGGACCACUACGACAUCCGGAUGCUGACCUUCAUUAUGCUCGCCCGACUGGCGACGCUGUGCCCCGUGCCUGUCCUGCAGAGGCUGGACCGGCUCAUCGAGCCCCUCAGGGCCACCUGUACCGCUAAGGUCAAAGCUGGUUCUGUGAAACAGGAGUUUGAGAAGCAAGAUGAACUGAAGCGCUCCGCGAUGAGGGCAGUGGCUGCCCUGCUGACCAUCCCAGAAGUGGGGAAGAGCCCCAUCAUGGCGGACUUCUCGUCCCAAAUUCGAUCCAACCCCGAGCUGGCUGCCCUCUUUGAAAGCAUCCAGAAGGAUUCUGCUUCAGCCCCCAGCACAGACUCCAUGGAGCUCAGCUAGUGCUCCCCCAACCCCCUGGGAACCCCCCCAGCUCACAAGGAGGCCCACUGAAGCCAGAGCCUCACCCUCCCAGCACCACAGGCCUCUAACUUUUGCCCCUUAUCCAUCUCAUUGGGGCCCUCCCUCUCCUGGUCGGGCACCUUCUCCAGGGACCCCAGUAAGAGCUGCGAGGCUGCCAACAGUUGGGCCCUUUUAACUCAGGACAGUUAUUCAAAGCAGGUGUGGUAGUUCUUCCAAAGCUUCCACGGAAGAUGGAUGGGACUUCACACAGGUCAGCCUGGCUCCUUCAAACUGGGGGUCCCAGCCUCACCAAGUACUUAGUAUUUAGAAAUACUUGUGCUCACAGCUGCAAAAAUCUUAGGAGGCAGCUGGAUGCCUUCCUCCCCGCUGUCCCAGAUGUGUCAUUCACACUACUCGCACGUUUUCACCUGAUCUGAUGUGCCAAAAAUUAGUGCUUUGGCCGGGCAUCUUAAAAACUCAGGUACCUCCCUGAGCUGUUCACACUUUAGGAUCCACAAUGCUUUCUUUCUCACUGGCAGGGAUCAGUCAGGAAUGUGUCCUGAUUUUGCAGAGGCAGGUGAGCGGGGUAGGGAAUUAGGUGUCUUUUUUCUAAUCCCAGAACUCGUACGUAGCAAACCGAGAGGCAGGCAGGCACAAAUGAACAAGUACAAACCGCUUUUCAUAUCCCACCAUCGAGGUGUAACCAGGUGGUUUGUGAACACAUCCUUUCUAGUUUUUAGUGUCAAGGACACAGAGACAUUAAGCGACAGGCCAAAGAAUUUUCUGCUAUCCCAGGUUAAUAAAGGACAGAUCCUAAACUGUUAACUGUUUUCUCCGCACAAUUCCUCUACUCGGUAGUCACAAGACUAUCAGAACGCUUCCCACGUCAAUUCAGGGAAGUCACACGAAGACCAACAGUUUACUCAGGCGUUUCAGACUGAGUUUUGAACAGGAGCCAAUCUGUAAGAAAGACAUUUAUCUACUGAGCUAAAGGCCUUAAAUCCAGUCUCGGGCUAUAGAGUGCCACAUGCCCUCUUCCAUGUGACCUGUGCUGCCACUUAAUACCAUGUCUUGGAAAAACGGCCUCUUAGCCUCAUAAAACAGCUGAAUUCUAGGCACUGUUGACUAAGGUCUAGGACUGUAGUUGAAAAGGAAACUUGAUUGUCCUCAAUCUUCACAAGAACGACUACUUGCUCCAAGAUGCCAGGUCCUUCAACCAGGGGUCUCAGAACCUACCGUGGUCUGAAGGCCACAUCUUCCUGAGCCCACCUGGAGCCGACCAAGGCUGCUCUGGGCACCUGAGGCCUGGGCCCCACGAAGGAAGGAUCAUGCAUCCUUUACAAACGCCUUGCAGACAGAAGGUUCCACAGAGCAUGAACAGGCAAA